Molecule: messenger RNA, 2532 nt
Organism: Rosa chinensis
Lineage: Eukaryota; Viridiplantae; Streptophyta; Magnoliopsida; Rosales; Rosaceae
Exons: 5
Coding region: 1-2532 (843 amino acids)
Biological process (GO): DNA integration
Molecular function (GO): RNA-DNA hybrid ribonuclease activity; nucleic acid binding
Source: RefSeq, a predicted model, not a curated record
AUGGAGGAAGAGGUAGAGGCCUUCCAUUCUUUGUAUGAGAGGCUAUCCUUAUACUUGGUGGAAACAGAGGCCUAUGAUCGAGUCUCGACCUUAGAAAUUGUUAAUGAAGAGUUCACAGACCAAGAAGAGGAGGAAGAAGAGAUUCGGCUUGCUCCAGCGGCAUUGGAUGACACACCUCCGAAGGUUAGGGACCCUACUGAAAAGGUCAAUCUGGGAACAACUGAUGAGCCUAUAGAAGUGGCUAUCAGCACUUACUUAGAGCCUAGCGAGAAACAGAGGCUCGUCGAAUUAUUGUUGGAAUUCAAGGACUGCUUUGUGGAAAAAUACGAGGACAUGCCAGGCCUAUCACCAGACUUGGUAUGCCACCAACUACCAACGCUGCCUGAUAAGAGACCUGUGAAGCAAGAGCCGCGAAGAAUGAACUCGGAGACCCAAGUUCUGGUCAAAAAGGAAGUCGAAAAGAUGUACAAGUCGGGCAUUAUCAGGGUAGCCAAGUACAAUAAGUGGCUGUCCAAUAUAGUGCCUGUUCGCAAGAAGAAUGGCAAGAUGAGGAUCUGCCGGGAUAUCACCAGAUUCCUGUCACGGAAGAAGAUAGACACAAGACCGCAUUCCGCUGCCCUGGAGGUUUACAUUGAUGACGUCGUCGUGAAGUCUAAGAAGAGUGGAGAUCACUUCACAGAUCUCAGAAAAAUUUUCGAGCGCAUGCAACUACACAAGCUCAAGAUGAAUCCAGCCAAAUGCGUUUUUGGAGUUCAGGUAGGAGAUUUCCUGGGAUUCAUUGUCCAUCAAAGAGGCAUUGAGGUCCCUGAGGAUAAAGCAAACGCGGUCAUCAAUGCAUCUCCCCCGCGAACAAAGAAAGAGUUACAGCGACUACUGGGUAGGAUCAACUUUUUGCGACGAUUCAUUUCUAACUCUUCAGGCAAAAUCCAUCCAUUUUCCCCACUGUUGAAGUUGCAAGGACAAAAUGAGUUUGUGUGGGAACCUAAACAUCAAGAGGCUUUCGAUAAAAUCAAGGCCUAUCUGGCGAGCCCGCCAGUGCUUGUUCCUCCUAGAACGGGAUUUCCAUUAAAGUUGUAUGUUUCAGCAGCUGAGGCUUCCAUUGGUAGCCUCCUCGCUCAGGAUGAUGCAAAUGGUGUUGAACAUGCCAUCUUUUACCUCAUAUGUGCCACAGAAAGCAAUAAAGGGCAAGCCAUAGCAGACUUUCUGGCACAUCACCCUAUGCUGGAUGUCCCCGCGGUUAGAGAUUUAGAGGUCGCUGCCACAACUUUAGAUCACUCAGAUUUAGCGUGCUUGCCAGAGUACGCCGCGCUUUAUCAAGCCACAGUCUCACUCCAGCCUUGGGUGUUAUAUUUUGACGGGUCAAGAACAGAUACGUUAGCAGGAGCAGGGGUUGUCUUGGAAAACCCAACCGGCGAUCGAUUUUCCUACUCUUUCCAGUUGGAGUUCCAGUGUACCAAUAACCAAGCAGAGUAUGAGGACCUCAUUAUAGGCCUAGAAGUACUACUGGAAAUGGGAAUCGGAGAUGUACAAAUACUUGGCGAUUCUCUCUUGGUUAUCAAUCAGUUGUGCAAUGAGUUCAGAUGCAAUAGCUUCACGUUGGUUCCUUAUUGGAACAGGGCAUUAGACCUAUUGGACCAGUUUGAUAACAUACAUCUUGAGCACAUUCCUCGCGAGCGAAAUUUUGCAGCGAACAAGUUGGCCCAGCUGGCAACAGGGGUAACAUUGAGAUAUGGCGUGCGGGAGAGAAUCCUUAAAGUCGAGCGUCGCACACUCCCUUCAUGGAUGGCGAGAAGAGAUCCUCCAGAUGAUACCUCAGUCGCGACCUUGGAACCCAUUGACGUGGAUUGGCGCAUCCCUUUGAUCGCUUAUCUCAAGCAGCCAGAUCCCACUGCCGACAGGAAGAUUCGUUUUCUUGCACUAAAUUACUUUCUUAGAGGUAACGAGUUGCGACGACGCGGCGAAGAUGGCAUAGACUUCAGAUGUGUUUAUGGCUGCGAAGCGAAACAACUCAUGCGCGAAGUUCAUUCCGGCAUUUGUGGGGCUCACCAAGCAGGUCCAAAGAUGCGAUGGUUGCUCAGACGACAUGGAUAUUUUUGGCCCAGUAUCUUGAAGGAUUGCAUCGCAUUCGCUAAAGGUUGUUUGGACUGCCAAGCUCAUGGGCCGGUCCAGCAUCACAAGUUCAUCAUUGUCGCGACCGAUUUCUUUACAAAAUGGGUCGAAGCAGAACCUUUGAAAGAAGCAUCUGGUGGUGCGUUGCGACAAUUCCUAUUUAGGAACAUCAUAUGCAGAUUUGGUAUCCCAGAAGUUUUUGUUUCGGACCGGGGGGCAGCUUUCAUGGGUGGUGAAGUUGAUAAACUGGCAAAGGAAUGGGGAAUACAGUUCAUCCAUUCCAGUCCUUAUUAUGCUCAGUCUAAUGGUCAAGCGGAGGCCAGCAACAAAAUCAUCAUCACUUUGCUGAAGAAAAUGUUGGAAGCUAAUCCGCGACAAUGGCAUGAAACCCUUUAUGAGACUCUUUGGCCUACCGCACAUUGA